This is a messenger RNA of Cottoperca gobio, 2925 nucleotides long. RefSeq names its product abhydrolase domain containing 3, phospholipase (gene abhd3). The transcript is spliced from 7 exons. Gene Ontology annotation, molecular function: acetylesterase activity; glycerophospholipid phospholipase A1 activity; monoacylglycerol lipase activity. Gene Ontology annotation, biological process: medium-chain fatty acid catabolic process; phosphatidylcholine metabolic process; medium-chain fatty acid biosynthetic process. Lineage: Eukaryota; Metazoa; Chordata; Actinopteri; Perciformes; Bovichtidae. The record is from RefSeq and is a predicted model, not a curated record. The annotation marks the transcript as partial.
UGUGUUUUGAACGAGACAAAUAAAUACUUGUGGCGUCUCGCUCGUCUCUGCAGUGAGCUUAUUAAGGCAGCAGAUGGAGGACAGAUCUCUUUGGAUUGGUUUGACAACGACGACAGCCUCUCUCAUCCCGACCCCGCCACCAGACCCACAGUCCUCCUUCUCCCCGGUCUGACCGGCACCAGCCGAGAGUCCUACAUCCUGCACAUGGUCCAACAGAGCCGGGAUCUAGGCUAUAGAUGCGUGGUAUUCAACAACAGAGGGGUUUCCGGUGAAACGCUGCUGACGCCGAGGACCUACUGCGCAGCGAACACAGAGGACCUGGAGACUGUUAUCGAGCACAUCCAGAGGACUCAUGAAGCUGCUCCAGUCAUGGCUGCUGGAGUGUCAAUGGGCGGGAUGAUGCUGGCCAACUAUUUAGGGCGCAAGGGUCGAAAGACCUGUCUGAAAGGGGUCGUCGUCUUCUCAGCAGGCUGGGAUGUGUUUGAGUGCACCGCUUCACUGGAAAAACCCCUGGACCGCUUCCUCUUCAACUCCUACCUCACCAGCUGCCUACAAGCCUCUGUGGACAGACACAGACCGGUGCUUGAAAAGUGUUACGACAUCGAUCAUGUCAUGAAGGCGAAGACCAUUCGUGAGUUUGACGAGAGGUUUACCUCCAUAAUGUUUGGUUAUUCCUCCAAUGAUGACUACUACCAUGAUGCUAGUCCUGUCCACAGGCUGAAGUCUGUGCAGGUGCCUAUGCUGUGUUUGAAUGCUGCUGAUGAUGUCUUUUCCCCGUCUCACGCCAUUCCAGUUGAGGCAGUGAAGCAAAAUCCCAACCUGGCCCUGCUCAUUACCUGUCACGGCGGCCAUAUUGGUUUCCUCGAGGGCCUGUGGCCUCGACAGAGCACUUACAUGGACCGAGUCUUCAAGCAGUUUGCUAAGGCGGUCAUCGAACAAGGCACCGGACUCCAAGACCUCUCCUGAUAAGAGAACUUGACAAAACACCCCUCUAGUUUCUCAUUUCCUUCCUUCCUUUAAUCUUUUCUUUCAUUUUUGUCAUCCAUCUUUUCUCACUGCAUUCCAUUUUUAUUCCAUCCUUCCUUGUUUUUCUUUCUACCUUCCUUCCUUCGACCUUUUUUUUAAACCUCUUUCACCCUUCAACCCCUUCUUUCUGUAUUCCAUCCAUCCUUUAUUCCUUCCCUCUCUACCUAAACCUAUUCUUCCUAUUUCCUUCCUUCCAUUGACUUUUUGUUUUUAUCUUUUCCUUCCAUCCUUCCGUCCCAUUCUUCCUCCUGCCACGAGCAAAAAAACAACAUUUGAAGAGUACAUUUGAAUGCAACAAUGGGGUUGCAUUCAAUAUUCAUUUAUUCAUUCCAUGCAGUUAACAAGUAAUUGUAUAUAACGCUCUCAGUGGUAUGCUUACUAAAAAAGAAACAAGCAUAGCUGUUCAUGUCACUGUUGAAAAAAUGAAUCUGUGCCCAUCUUGUUCAGUUGCUUUAGAUAGCUAACAAAUUACUAUUAUUCAAGUAUUGUACAUGAAAAUCCAAUCAUCUUUGUUCAUGAACCUUUAGUACUUAUAUCAGUAGGAUUUUAGCCCUCAGGGAUUGUCUUUAUUUACUCAUACUUCCUGUGUAAAUUUGUUUUGUCAAUCAUCCUUUAGUUUGCAUUUUCCCUGUUAAAAGGUAGACGUUAUUGUCAUAUGGUUGUUUCUUUUCUUUGUAAUUAAUAGUUUGACAUCAAAUUUGCUUAUUUGCUUUCUUGCGGAGAAUUAGAGGAGAAAAUAGAAUCCAGUUCAUUAAAUAUAAAGCUACAGCCAGCAGCUGAUUAGCUUAGCGUAGCAUAAAGACUGGAAGCGCGGGGGAAACAGCUAGCCUGGCUCGAUUCAAGGUGACAAAUCCCAGCGAUGUGAGGCAGGCAGAUUUUUUAGAUCCCUGCUUGCAGUCUUUACGCUAAGCUAAGUUAACCGUCUGUCUCAUAUUUAACGCACAGACAUGAGAGUGGUGUCGAUCUUCUCUUCGCGAGAAAGCAACUGAGCGUAUUGCCAUGUCAACAUUUUCCUUCCUUUUAACCUUCUGCAUGCACUUUUAUUUUUGCACAUUCUACCUUUACGCACACCAAAUAGUUCUACAAAUGUAUAAUAUGGAGAAUAAUUCAUUAAUGACAAGGAAUGUGAAAUUGCACUAUUUUAGUUGAUAUUACCAUGCCUCUAACUCCUUAAUGCAAGGCACUUCAUUUCAUUUGAUAAAUGAAAGAACACCCCAAAGGCCGAACAAAGCAGUAUAUGAAUUCCAUGAGGUUUCUUUGUAAAAAACAAAACAAAACAACAGUCGGUGGUUAGUUGUGUAAGUAAGUCUGAGGGUGCUAGAUACAGUAAUGUGAAUGAAGUAAAGCACCCAGAGAGACGGAUAAUGUACAUAUGGGCUGUUUGAAGUGGUGGAUGUUCCUUUACAAGAUGCAUAGUAUCGUUAAUGGAACCUGGUUGUCAGUCGUUUAUCGGUUUCGUUUCGCCAACAAUGAUCAAGGGGCUGGCUACCGCGUAUGAGUUGGCAGUCGAUGAAUCGAUCAAAUCUGACCGGCGGCCAGACUUUCAGUAAUGCACUGCAUGAGGGAUUUUGACUUCCUGUUCCUGUGGAAUUUUGAUGUCUGUUUGUUUUGCCAAGUUGUCCAUUGAGUAAGCAUGUGUCUCAUCGUCAUGUCCUAAACCGUAACAUCAUUUCUGUAGCACAAAGGACAUGUUUUUUUUGUUUUUUUAUAGGCUGCUGCAUUUCAUUUUGUACACUACUUAAAAAGAAGAAGAAAAACAUUCUGUCUAACGUGUGUGCAGCAAUAAGAUUAAAACAUUAAAGAAAAUAGUCUCUAUAGCAUAAUUACAAGUAUAUGCACAAUAUCACCAUGAGUGUAUAAUGCUGUAUUUAAUACAUUAUUAAACAGAGUAUAGGUCCA